ACUUUCCGGUUUCCCAAAGAGACCUGAGUUUUGGACAAUGUAGGUUUUAGAAUGUGUCAUAGCUGUUCAAAGUUCAUCGCUGUUUACAACCAUCCUGAAGCACACAAGGGUGAAUACACAAUGACCUAGAGUUCAAAGUUCAGAGCCGUUUUCGUUAAUUUACUUCCUUGUAAAUGCCUACUGCUCACUCCGUCUGAUUUUGUUUCACUUACAUUUUUAUUGACCGUUAGCUAUUAACAGCUAUCCAGUUUCUGAUCAAAGUAUGGGAAACGGUGGCAUACGUGAAUGCGAGGUGCUGUGUUGCUUUGCCCUAGCUGUACUUUCUUGGGUCACUGAUGCGGCAUUUACUGGACCACAAGACACGUCUGCCUUGCGUGGAACAACUGCAACACUGUACUGUAGAAACCCUGACUACACAGGGCCAGGUCUCACCCAGUGGAGUGAAGGAGUUACAUUCGCCAAUGAGGGAGGUGUCUUUGGAUCUAAUGCCAAAUAUGACAACUUUGGCGUCAUCACAUCAUCAUCGACACCAACGACCCAGUUGGACUUACAAAUAAGCAAUGUUCAGGUUUCAGAUGAGGGAACAUAUGAAUGUGAAAUCACACCAAACAGUGCAGCUGCAACUCUAAAGGCUGAGAUUGAAGGAAAUGUCGAUGCAGUCACAAUUGAUGGAGACUCAUCGGGCAAACCAGUCAUCCUGAGAGCAACGGUGGAAAGCGUGCUGAGAUGCACAGCCAGGGGCUUCAGACCUGCUGUCAACUUGGAAUGGUACAAAAAUGAUGUCCACAUAACAACAGGUGUCAGUGAAGAUGCACCUACUGACAAUGGCGAUGGAACAUUUGACUCAUCAGGAACACUGACGUUUACACCAACACGACAAGACAAUGAAGCCAUCCUAGAAUGCAGAACAACCGGACAGAUGGUCGCCCCCGCAAAAACGGUAUCCGUCACUCUCAAUGUUCAGUAUGUACCAGUGGUCUCAGUCAGAUAUGAUAAUAAAGUGAUAACUUGCUCAUCGGAUGCCAACCCACUGGCUACCAGUCAUAAGAUCAUCCUGAACGGUACUAACAUUGUGAAGGAAUUCACGACCAGCCGGGGAUCUCAUCCAUUCACUCCAGUAGAUGGCUGCACGGUCAUCAGUUGCAAUGCCACGAACACAGUGGGAACGGGAACGGCAACUUUUCCUGAAGAAAUAUGCCCGGGCUACGUUGAGCCCACGACAAAAGCACCAUCCAAAUCACCGGCUACAACCAAGUCACCACCGGCCGCUACAAACAGUGGCGCCGUGGUUGGGGCUGUGGUAGGAGUCUUCAUUACUGGGAUCAUCAUUUGUGGACUGACCAUAUUUUGUUGGAUGAGGAAGCGCAGGGAACGACAGAAACCCACUCGUGGACAGUCAACCACUGGGAGAGAUUGGAAAGGUUAUUUUAAGCCUGAUCGACAACAUCAUGUUGAGCUGCAGAGGUCAGAGUCUGACAUGGUUGCUGCCUCAUCAAAGGACAAUCAACCUAACGGCAAGUGUUCUGAAAUGAUAUUGAUAGAAAAAUUUUCAGUGCCUGCUGUAUUAGAUAUGCUUCUCAUUCAGACUUGCUUAGUAAAUGCGUUGGAUUUCGCAAUCUAAAUUUACAUUCAUCCAAAAAUUACUCAAUCACACAAAUGACGAAACAAGAACAGCGAUUGAAAAUGAAUUUUCGUGAUGACAUAUAGAAUUCUAUCAGUUGCUGUUAAUAAAACUAAUAGGAA
Acanthaster planci (crown-of-thorns starfish) is the source of this 1743-nucleotide messenger RNA. RefSeq names its product fibroblast growth factor receptor-like. Gene Ontology annotation, cellular component: signaling receptor complex; plasma membrane. The record is from RefSeq and is a predicted model, not a curated record. Gene Ontology annotation, molecular function: transmembrane receptor protein tyrosine kinase activity; ATP binding. Lineage: Eukaryota; Metazoa; Echinodermata; Asteroidea; Valvatida; Acanthasteridae. Gene Ontology annotation, biological process: positive regulation of kinase activity; multicellular organism development; cell surface receptor protein tyrosine kinase signaling pathway.